Cololabis saira (Pacific saury) is the source of this 9086-nucleotide messenger RNA. Its product is annotated as adhesion G protein-coupled receptor F5-like. The transcript has 40 exons. Gene Ontology annotation, molecular function: G protein-coupled receptor activity. The coding region runs from base 175 to 6738 and encodes 2187 amino acids. Gene Ontology annotation, biological process: cell surface receptor signaling pathway; G protein-coupled receptor signaling pathway. Lineage: Eukaryota; Metazoa; Chordata; Actinopteri; Beloniformes; Belonidae. The record is from RefSeq and is a predicted model, not a curated record. Gene Ontology annotation, cellular component: membrane.
UGCUCUGCAGGUGACCAGUAUGUCGUUGUCUCUCACAAACAGAGGAGCAUCACACGAGAACGAAGGAAGUUAUGCCGUCAUGACUCUCAAAGCCUUUCAGCUGGAGUUCUGGUUCGUGUGUUCGUCCCCGGGAGCCUUCACCCGGUGAUCAGGACACGCAUCCGUCCAGGAGGAAUGGCGAUAUCGAAGAAUACUUUGACCAUCCUCGUCCUGCUAGGGACGCUGCUGCUUUUUAAAACCAGGAACGUCAGUGACUUUUCCUGCCUGCUCUCAACCGAACACCGUGAAGAAAGCUUUCUGUCUCACACGCGGGAGAAAAGGAGCGUGCUGUCAGGGCAGCAGAAUUACACGGUUGACAUUGUAGUGAACUCGUCUACCGUUGGAACCUUGGAGAAACUCUUGUCUGCGCUGAACGCCACUGGUUCACCCAUACAACUGGCCAACAACACAGAGAUCGACCAAGUUAGCGUCACCACAGUGUGCGUCUACAACCAGACGGCCGUCCAGUGUAGGUGCGAGGAUCAGUUUGCUUGGCCGUACAGCGUCUGCGUCCAAUACGGAGCCUGUGAUGUCAUAUCCAACGGCGUCUGUAAAUGCGUCAACGCAAUCCCAGCUGGUGACCUUUUCUGCAGGCCGAUCUCAGAGCUGCUAUCUCCUGUGGAGUAUGAAGUUGUUGUGGAACUGAAUGUCACAGACAUCAACACCGUGGACCUUCUGAGAAAACUACUGAGCAAUGACAGCUACUUCCCCGCUUUGGGGCCAACGGCGAAUGUCACGGACAUCGAAAUGACCACAGUUUGCAGCCCAGAUGUUUCUGGGUUCCAGUGCCGCUGUGAGAACGGCUACCUCUGGCCGUGUGACAAGUGCGCCACCUAUGGGAAAUGUGAUGGCGAUGCAGACAGCACAUGCAGCUGCAUUAAAAGCAUUCCCACAGACGGGCGCUACUGUCAGCAGAAUGUUACAUCAUGUCCUCCUACAACUAUCGCUCCAUCAUCAGCUCCUCCCGCCAGCAAUUCUGAAUACCUCAUAUCUAUUGAGCUGAACACCACUGAUGUGGCGGCGAUAAACAAACUGAGGAGCAUUCUGGGAAACUUCAGCUACCCACUCAGCAUCAGCAACGACACGCAGGUGUCUGCUCUCAACAUUUCCACUGUCUGUUCUCCAACCAGUGGUGGUUUCCAGUGCAGAUGUGAGGAUCAGUACCGCUGGUCAUGUGACCAGUGUCUAGCGCACGGAUCAUGUGACAACAUCACUGACGACACAUGUGGAUGCAUCAACGCUCUUCCUCCUGAUGGACAGUACUGCCAGCUGGUGCAUCAGAUGAACUCAACAUCCUGUCCUGUUAUAACACCUGCUCCAACAACAACUGCUCCAACAAGUACGCCUGCUCCAACAACCACACCUGCUGCAACAACUGCUCCAAUAACAACACCUGAUGCAACAACAACACCUGAUCCAACAACUGCUCCAACAACCACACCUGCUUCACCAACAACCACACCUGCUUCACCAACAACCACACCUGCUCCAACAACGUCUCCAGCUGUCUAUGAAUACCUGCUUUCUGUUGAGCUGAACACCACAGAUGUUUCAGUUGUAGCAUUGCUGAGAAACAUCAGUUACCCCCUCAGCCUCAACGGAGUCACGCAAAUCUCCUACAUCAACGUUUCUACAGUCUGUUCUCCAACCAGUGGUGGUUUCCAGUGCAGAUGUGAGGAUCAGUACCGCUGGUCAUGUGACCAGUGUCUAGCGCACGGAUCAUGUGACAACAUCACUGACGACACAUGUGGAUGCAUCAACGCUCUUCCUCCUGAUGGACAGUACUGCCGGAAUGUCCAUCAGCAGCACACUGCGGUUUGUCCGACUACAUCACCGUCUCCACCACCAACAUCUUUCACAACAGGUCUUUCAACAGCGGCUCUAACAACCCCAACAACAUUUCCGACACACGACCCGCCUUUUGCCAUAACAACCAUGAGCACAACUACAGCUGCAACAACAUCUGUAACAACGCCUCCAGUUUUCUUUGAGUACCAGAUUUCUGUGGAGCUAAACUUUGUCGACGCGACAGCGAUCAAUGCUCUGAGAGGAACUCUGACAAACAUCAGCUUCCCCGUCAGCGUCGACAACAUCCUCAUCUCUCAUGUCAACAUCUCUACAGUGUGCCACCCCAACGGUACAGAAUACCAGUGCAGAUGUGAACCGCAGUACGGCUGGCCUUGUCACAUGUGCAACACUUUUGGUGACUGCAGUGAGACAUCUGAUAACACUUGUGGAUGCAUCGAUGCUCUUCCUGCAAACGGGACUUUCUGCGAGCUGCUGACAGAUGAUCUGUUCUGCCCAUCGCCACCUUCAACGACUGCUUCCACAAUAGGUCUUUCAACAGCGGCUCUAACAACCCCAACAACAUUUCCGACACACGACCCACCUUUUGCCAUAACAACCAUGAACACAACUACAGCUGCAACAACAUCUGUAACAAAUUCAACAUCUGUUGCCACGACAACCAUUGAGACAACUACAGCUGCAGCAACAUCUGUAAUAAAUUCAACAUCUGUUGCCAUGACAACCAUUGACAUGACUACAGCUGCAACAACAUCUGUAACAAAUUCGACAGCGGUGAAUACAACAGCAGUUACUACAACAACGGCGACAUUUUCCACUGAACCGACAACAACAGCGACAGACUUAAUGACUAAUGCAACAAGUCCAGCACCUGCAAUUACUACAAGUAUUACUAGCGAGACCACAGCACCCAACACCACUGCUGUCUCCUCUGUCCCCACCACGACCAGAACCACAACUACCGCCUCGAUUACCAAUAAUACAACUACUGCCUUUGUCCCGACACCAACGAAUGCCACAGCUACUACACCUGCCCCCACCACCACGAAUAUUUCAACAACAACCACUAUUGCCCCCACAACUAAUACUACAGCAGCUAUCACUGACCCUACAACGGCUAAUAUUACAACUACAACAACAACCGGUAACCCCACCACCACUACUGUUAUGAUUGUUAACACGACUGCUACCAGUACUCCAACCGCAACCAACAUUACAACCGCUAACACGAUCCCUACCACAAACAACAUUGUGACAACUACCACAACCUCCCCCACAAUCCACCCCACAAGCAAUGCCACAGUCCCCACCGACAUCCCCACCAUGACCAGUACCGUGACUGCUAAGACUUCCCAGUCCACCUUUACCACCACCACCACUAUCUUAACCACAACUAGUACCAUGACUAAUACAACCACCCCGCCCAGCUCCGAUGUUGCGACUAUUGCGACGAUCCCCACCACCAUCGCUACCACCGAUACAUCUACAACUCCCUCUACCACAAUUGGCACGACUGUGGCUACUACUGCUGACCCAGCAACAUCCGAUCCCACAACCUCUACCACUGUCUCAACUACAACAACAACUUCUCCAACCACUGCUCCAACCACUGCUCCAGCCACUGCUCCAACCACUGCUCCAACGACUGCUCCAACCACUGCUCCAACGACUGCUCCAACAACUGCUCCAACAACUGCUCCAACAACUGCUCCAACCACUGCUCCAACAACUGCUCCAACCACUGCUCCAACCACUGCUCCAACCACUGCUCCAACCACUGCUCCAACCACUGCUCCAACGACUGCUCCAACAACUGCUCCAACAACUGCUCCAACAACUGCUGCAACAACUGCUCCAACAACUGCUCCAACCACUGCUCCAACAACUGCUGCAACCACCACUCCAACUGCCGCUCCAACUGCCGCUCCAACCGCCGCUCCAACCACCGCUCCAACCGCCGCUCCAACCACUGUCCUCCCCACGGUUGUAAGCACAGCAGCUCCCACUGUACCUGAUCCAACUUCAUCUACGGCAACAGCCGUUGACAUGGAAAUGUCUCUUACCUUUGACAUGGACUUCGUACCGGACUAUGACAAUAAAUUCAGCCCUGCAUACCAAGAGCUUGAAUCAAAAGUUGUCGUAGUGCUAAGGGAGCAGUACAGCCAUAUCCCUGGAUUUAUUAAUGUUUAUGUGACAGGAUUCAGAAGUGGAAGUGUAAUUACAGACUUUGUAGUCCAGACAGCAACCGUUAAUGAGGCUCAAAUGAUCGAAGCAAACAAGAAUCUCACAACAGCAGCAGGCUCGAUUGCCCCCGUCAUCGGCUCAGUUGUUACAAAGUAUAACAGUAAAACCACAAUCAGUUUUCCAGAUCACACGUUCACUGGUGGAACAAUGCAGCUGAUUUGUAGUCCUGCGGAGAUUAACAUGGGAAGGAUUUCUAAAGCUGAGUGGAAGUUUAAUGGCCGGAAAAUUAAAGGAGAGAGGUUUCAAAUAUCUCAUUCUGACACACGGUCCACGCUAACGGUGAAGAGUGUCAUCCUUGCUGACGCUGGACUCUAUGAAUGUACUCUGUCUGGAGACGAUUUAGCUUUCUCCCAAAAGGGAGACGUGUUGGAGGCUAAUAUCCGUGCGGCUCCUGUUGUGCGGGUAUCAAACGAAAUUAACACUGAAUGCAAAGUGAAUGAGGUUCAACCGCUCAAGUGUUGUGUGCAGGCGACCUACAAAGUCCAGUGGUAUGAUGGUUCAACGCCUUUAGAGACGGGUAUUCCUGAUGACACAAACUGCAUCCAGCUUAAUUAUGAAAUAAAAAGCUGCGAUGGACCAGAAGAAAGAACAUUUACGUGUAAAGUUGAUGGCGGAGAAAGUUUUACAGCAACAACAAAGCUGAUCAUUUUCACGGAACGAUUGACAUGUGAGGAUGGCGUCUAUGGGACUGGGCGAGUGGGCGACAAAUCAAGCAUAAUGUGUGAAAAAGGUCAAGAGGGGAAGAAAACUGCGGUGUGUCAAGAAACAGGAGUGUGGGAACUGAAGGAGGACACCUGCAUCAUUACCACAAUCAAUGAACUGCUGAUUGAUUCACAGGAUCUGGUUGAAGAAGAGGUGGUGCAGUUUGUUCGGAACGUCAGUGAGUCUGUCAAGAAAGAGGAAUCGGAAAUCGCAGAUUCUUCUGCAACAAUAGUGGCGAUUGUCGACAUCUUAAAUACCAUUGCAAAUGUUUCCACCACCGUCAACGAGGAAGUCAUGCAGGAUGUUCUUGACACCGUUGAUGUCAUCAUUAGUGAAGAUGCAAAAGAAUCCUGGGGAUUUCUGAAUUCAAAUAAAUCCCAAAAUGCGAGCUCGGAGCUCCUGAGUUCACUGGAAACCCUCUCAAAUGAACUGAAUGGGACAUUUGCAAUCGAGACUCAACGCAUCCAGUUCAACAGAAGCACGUUCAACAGCUCUUUCAAUGGAGAGCUGACCGCCAACACUUCCAUACUAAUUCCAACCGAUGACAACCUCGUUAAUGUCUUCAUCACCACCAUCGUCCUCUCCACGCUCAACAACGUCAUGCCAGCUCGAAACUCCACGUUUGACCCCGACCUCUACAAUACGACCACCAAUGAAACCGUAACUGACAACGCCAUCAACGGCGCCGUUGUGCUUGUCAAAGUAAGCGAGACCAUUCGAAAUGUCACCCUGAGCUACACCAAGCUCAACGGAAGCCUGUCAUUGGACCCACAGUGUGUCUUCUGGAAUUUCACACUGCUGGAUAACCUGGGCGCUUGGGAUGAGCAGGGGUGUACGUUCGUCUCCGACAUAAACAACACAGUAACCUGCAACUGCACCCACCUGACCUCCUUCUCCAUUCUGAUGUCGACAGACAUCCCUGAAGCAGUGAGAGAAAUCUUGGAUAUAAUCACUUACAUCGGAGUUGGGAUAUCUCUGGCAAGCUUAGUUAUAUGCCUCAUUAUUGAGGGAUACGUGUGGAAGGCCAUGACCAAAAAUAGCACGUCCUUCAUGCGACACGUAGCCAUCGUUAACACAGCAGUGUGUCUGCUGAUCGCUAACAUCUGUUUCAUCAUUGGUGCCUCUAUUUCUAAGAACCCAUCUGAAAACCCGGACGAGGACCACGACGUUCCAGUCAACCCAUGUUCAACGGCAACGUUCUUCAUGCACUUUUUCUACCUUGCUCUGUUCUUCUGGAUGCUCGUGUCGGGGCUUUUGCUCUUUUACCGGACAGUCAUGGUCUUCUCCCACAUGUCCAAGUCCACCAUGCUGGCCAUCGGCUUCUCUUUGGGUUAUGGCUGCCCUCUAAUCAUAGCCGUCAUCACUGUUGCUUCAACAGCCCCGGGAAGUGGAUACAUAAGGAAGGAUUAUGCUUGUUGGCUGAACUGGGAUCGGACGAAGGCCUUGCUGGCCUUGGUUAUACCUGCCCUGACUAUUGUUUUGAUCAACAUUUUGUUCGUGAUUGUGGUUUUGUACAAAAUGCUGAGGAGGGGCGUUGGAAACAAUGCCCAGCCAGAGGAGAGACAUACACUUGUGGUCAUUCUAAGAUGUGUGGCCAUUCUGACUCCUUUAUUUGGCCUGACCUGGUCUUUGGGAGUUGGAACCAUGAUAUCGUCACACGAUAGAGGAAUCCACAUUGCUUUUGCAUUCUUCAACUCACUGCAGGGUUUCUUCAUUCUUGUAUUCGGGACGCUGUUUGAUUCCAAGAUUCGUUCUCUCCUCUCUAAACGAGCACCAACGCCAGGCUCUUCCUCAAAUACAACGAGAAGCACAAGUGCCGGCGUUUCCUCUUUGAGUGGAACUAAUUUGUUCAGUCGACUCCGUGGAAGAAGAAAUGUCUACCAUGUUUCCCAGGCUGCAACCUUGAUCCAUGGCAACAGCUCAUCUGAGUCAUUUAACAGUAUCUAAAUCACUGCAAUAGUUUGUACACAUGUAAGCAUUUAUGUAAUUAGUCAUGUUUCUAUUUUAUUGUACAAGCAGCUCUAUACAAAUAAAACAGGUGCAAUAUAUCUUAAAGCCACUCUAUGUAGUAUUACCACUUCUGAGCACAAGGGGCAGAGAUGUCUGCUGCCUUGACAGAAGAAUGGAGAUGUGUAUUGUAAUACCACUUUUUACCACUAGAGGUGCACAUCAAUUGCGUGUCAUGUCUAGACACAUGAUGAUUCUUCAGAUCAGGAGUGGGAAACCUUGGUCCUCGAGGGCCGGUGUCCUGAAUGUUUUAGAUGUUGCCCUGCUUCAGCACACCCUGAUACAAAUGACUGCCGUCAACAGACUUCUGCAGACCUUGAUGACGACCUAAUAACAACCGUUAAUCUGAAUCAGGUGUUCUAGCAGGAAAACAACUAAAACAUGCAGGACACUGCUUCACACUGCUUCAAAUGUGCUGCCCCCAUGUGGUCAGAGGUGAUAUUCCUACAGAGGGUGAUUUAAAUUGUUUAAAGGUAUAGUCUGUAAUCGUAUUCAAAAACAUUUAUUGUUAUACUGGGUGAAAUGGUCCUUCCAUCCUGAGAGUAGCCAGUGAAUAAUGUGUUCAGAAAAAGGAAAGAAAAAAAUCCGACCUCUCUGACAGCUUUAAUCCUGUAAAAACUCUGACCAAUCUGUUUUUUUGCGCACCGAAUGGCACGGAUUGGUCAGAGGACCAGAGGAUUGGCAGGGGGGAAAGAACCAAUCAGAUGCCUUCAUUUUAAGUCCCGCCCACGCUCCCCUCUGUCCCAUGCGCGCACUUGUCAUGUUGAAAAUGUUGCCGGAAAACCUCACACACUCGAGUCACGUUUGCUGAAGAAUGGCGCAGAAAACGAGAAACGAGGGGUCUCCAUCCCGGCGAGGGCGGAGAAUGCCGGUGCGGGUGGCGGUGCGGGUGGCGGUGCGCUGCGGUGCUGUGCAAGCUCUGGAGCCACGGCUACGCCGUAGCCUAUGCCGUAGCCUAUGCCGUAGCCUAUGCCGUAGCCUAUGCCGUAGCCUAUGCCGUAGCCUAUGCCGUAGCCUAUGCCGUAGGGUACACCGUAGGCUACGCCAUAGUGUACGCGGCGACGCGCACCAUUCUGCGUUGGUGUAACGUGGAACCAUAAAUCAGCCUUUAGUGUGUGCUCUGUGUGCUGUUCUGAACACUUCGUCCCUCCGCCGAGACACAACUUUUGCGGUAUGCGCUCAUUGUUGUGUCUAAAAAUGAUGCCCAGUGCCCACCCAAUCAGCAACGGUACAGAUAUUCUGUGAUAUUUUUUCAUAUUUAUAAAAAAAUAAAAUUAUAAAAAAAUAAGGGUCCCCAUAACUUUGUUUGGGUGGGCACAGCCCACCCCUGCCCCCCCCUAAAACCGGCAUCGCUUACAGGUGAAUGAGACAUGGGGUAGUUUUGUUGAAAAUCUGCUGUCCAAAAUGUCCUGGAAAACUCGACUCCUGCAAAUGCGCGUUCCCUAAAGUUUGUGGGGGCGUGGCUUUGGACGGAGCGCUGACGGGAGGGGGAGGAGGGGGCGGGGCUUAGAGGAGGUGCCACUUUCAAAUCUUGCUAGCUCUCCAACAUUACUGACUAUACCUUUAAGUUCGAUGGUAAAUAUCAGAAAAGAAACUGUGAAAUCAUAUUUUAAUAUUUUAUGACUACUUGAAACAGUAUUGCUGAUAAAAAAAGAUCUUAGAUACGAAACAAUUAAUGACGUGUCUUAUGCGACUAUUUAGCAAUGGGAACUAUCAGUUUUAUUGACCUUGUCUUAAACUGUUUCCACAGUUUGAAAUCACCAAUAGUCACUUUUGCAUUUUCUUUGUAAAAACAUUAAGAUGUCACCUUAAAAGAAAAUGUUAGUAAUCAAUGAAUUUCUUUGUGUGUUUCCUGUGGUCUAAAAAAAUCAUCAUGUUGAGAAAACUUUAAUAAUAUUAAUACACAUAAAUGAUGAUAUAAAUUGUAAAUAAAAACUGUGAAAAUGCUGUCUGUAAAAAGUGCUGUCAGUGUUUUAAAUCGCUGGGAUCAGAGACAACAAAAGUUUACUCCUGGUUGGAACCUGGAUGGAACCACUGAAACUCUAGUUGGAAAACAACUUGUUAUCACAUCCAGGAUGAAAGCCAAGGAUCAGAACAAUAAAACAAGCACAGAAAUCGUAAUAAAACACAAUCCAACAGAAAGUCUGACAGCACGUGUACAGAGGGGAACAGGAGAUGCUUUUUUUCAAAAAAAAAAUUUCUUUUUUUUUUUCGUUUUUUCCCUCAUAAAUAUCAACAGUCACGUUCCAUUACAGACAUAAAUGUGUACUAAUCUGUGCAUAUCAAUA